AGCCUUUCUCUUUCAAAAAGGCGGAGACCUUGUCGAUGGAAAGCUUUAUAUGUGGGAAAUUCAUAAGAUGAUUGAGCAACUACGUUUUUCCAAGUUAAAGCCUUUACUUCUUAAACCCUAACAAGCAUUAACAGGUUAGGGAUUGUACAGGUCUUGAAUCAUCAUCAAUGGCUCUCCCAUCCCUUCGCCUUCGUCGUAUGCUGAGCUUAGUAAGAGCCUUUGCAACUUCAUCUUCUUCAACUGCAUUGGGAAAUUCUUCUGGUGCAGUUCUUUCUUCGUCAUUAUCAACAAAAUCGCACCUGUUUGGGCACAGCGAGCUAGUUGGGUUUGGAAAGCAGUGCCCUGCAUCGCGACAUCUGUUAGCUCGUUGCAGGUCAUGGAAAGAGCUGAAGGACUGCAAGCACUGGCUCAUUACACUAGAUUUUCCAAAGGAACCAAAGCCCACCCGGGAGGAAAUGAUUGACACCUAUGUCAAAACCCUUGCUGCCGUUCUUGGAAGUGUCGAGGAGGCUAAAAAGAAAAUAUAUGCCUUGAGUACAACCACGUAUACUGGAUUCCAAUGCAAGAUUGACGAAGCUACAUCAGAGAAACUCAAGGAUCAACCUCUUGUUAAUUGGGUGCUUCCAGAUGGCUAUGGUGACCCUGAACUUGGAAUAUUUGCAGGUGAUAGAUAUGACAAUGGGGUAAUAACACCUGAUCCAAAUCCCCCCAAGCCUUCCAAUGAGAGACCCAAACAGAGAUUUAAUGACAGGCCAAGGUAUGACAGGCAGAGAGCAGAAGGACAAGACAACAUGCAGGGUGAACGUCGAGAUUUUGGACCGAGAGACAAUAACAAUCAACGGCCAAGGGGACAAAGAGAUUCUAUGCAGGGAGAGCGACGUGUACCGGGUCCCAGAAGUUCCUAGUUUAUGUUCAUCUGUCUCCCGGGGGUCAUUAAAUUUGUAGUGUGGCUUUUGCACAGGAGGAUUGGAUGGUAGUUGCAGAACAUUUUGCGAAGGUUGGGAUAUGUGAUGUAUGUUUGCUUUGAAUACAUCUAUUCCUUAUACAAAGAUGCUUUUGGGAGAAUUUAUUAUUAUAGUGAGAUUUAGCAGACUACUCGUGUCAAUAUAUUAAAUCCAAUACGAAUUAGGGUAUUGUUCUUGGCUUAUUAAAUUUUUGUUCUCCCGUUUGAAAACAUUUUCAGCACUAUACUAUGGCUUUGCUUUCAAGCUUGAAGUACCGACAAGCUCACAUGAAUUCACUAUAUAUUUUCCGUGCUCAA
Messenger RNA from Cryptomeria japonica (Japanese cedar), 1261 nucleotides. RefSeq names its product multiple organellar RNA editing factor 9, chloroplastic. Gene Ontology annotation, cellular component: mitochondrion. The coding region runs from base 168 to 905 and encodes 245 amino acids. The record is from RefSeq and is a predicted model, not a curated record. Lineage: Eukaryota; Viridiplantae; Streptophyta; Pinopsida; Cupressales; Cupressaceae. Gene Ontology annotation, biological process: mitochondrial mRNA modification; cytidine to uridine editing. The transcript is spliced from 4 exons.